Molecule: messenger RNA, 381 nt
Organism: Adineta steineri
Lineage: Eukaryota; Metazoa; Rotifera; Eurotatoria; Adinetida; Adinetidae
Source: the annotation of a GenBank genome assembly
AUGGACAACAUACGUUAUAAAGAAGCUUUUCUAUUAAUUGAUGAAGAAAAUUCAGGUUUUAUUACAAUAAAUGAUCUUCAUUUUCUUAUACGAGCAUUAGGUUAUACACCAACAAAUAAUGAUCUAGAAAAAAUAGAUAUAGAAUUUAUUAAUAAUCAAAAUAUAGAUUAUUUAUGGUUUAUUGAUAUAAUGUCAAAACUUUCAUGUACAAAAUAUUCCUAUGAACAAAUAGAAAAUGCUUUUUUUACUUUCGAUCAUGAUCGUUAUGGUCUUAUUCAUAUUGAAACUUUUAAAACAGCUAUGAUGAAUAUGGGAGAACCAUUAUCAGAAAAUGAAAUGUAUGAAAUGAUGAAAGAUUUACCUGUUGAUGAAGAUGGGUAG